Molecule: messenger RNA, 1365 nt
Organism: Phasianus colchicus (ring-necked pheasant)
Lineage: Eukaryota; Metazoa; Chordata; Aves; Galliformes; Phasianidae
Gene: C20H17orf67
Product: chromosome 20 C17orf67 homolog
Source: RefSeq, a predicted model, not a curated record
GGGGCGGUGCGGGGCGGUGCGGUGCUGUGAAGGUUCCCCUGUAGCAGUUCUCAAAACACAGCGACAGUCGGCGCUAUUAGAAGCCGCAGUUCUUUGUGAGUCAAGAACAAAACGUCCAGCUGUGAGCCCAGGCUGUGCAGCGCGUCCACACGGACCGGCUGCAGGCCGGCUCAGCACUGCUGGGGGUGUUUGGCCCGUGACACCUAUGAGCGAAACACGUUUCUUAAAGUCCUGUCCUCACUUCCCACUCUGCUAAAUGAUGAAGUCGUUUACCAUCCCGUUUUCAACCAAGCUGUCCGAGGAAGAGAAGAGUUUCGGUGCUUUCAGCUGUGUGAUUCCAUGAACUCGAUACACAUUUCUGCUGUGUGUUUGUCCUGCUGAGAGUUAAACCAGGAGCAGAGCUAUGCUGAGAAUGUUUGAGCAGAUAAUAGCCAUAUUCAAAGCUUCACACCAGAUGUCCUCAAAAUCGUCCUGUAAGUCACAUUAGUUAAAGCAUCAACAAACAUUUGUGACUGACGUAGCUACUUCAAAUAGGCUCGUGCCUCCGUCAGCUCUGCUCAGACUGGAACAGGCUGAGAGAAAGCAGAAUCAGAAUGAAGCAGUUGCUUGUGUUUAUCUUCCUCCUGGCCCUCAUGACCGCCUUUACAGACACUUCACCAAUUCUGACUGAGAAAGAAGCCAAACAGAUUCUGAGAACUCGUCGCGAAGACAGACAAAGAAAAGCUGGUUUCCCCGAUGAGCCAAUGAGGGAGCACAUGCUUUACCUCCAGCGCUUGGAGCAGAGAUCGGAAGAGCAGUUCCUGGAACACUGGUUGAAUCCACACUGCUUGCCACACUGCAACCGCGAUUUAGUCCAUCCAAUCUAAUGGUCUUGCCUACCCUGUGAUUGAUCUCUUCAUGGGUGUGGAAGAAGAUACACACUGUGACUGUGCUAAGGACAAGAUUAUUACUGCAUUGGCUAUGCGCUCAUUGCAGAGCUGAAUCUCUUUGCAAUAAUUAUAAUCCUUGUGCUAUGGCAAAACUUCCAAACAUAGGUAGCUAGCCAUAUUAUAGACCAAUAUACAUUUUCCACCUGUAAAGGAAAUAAUGAUUGCAUGCAUGAAUAAAUAAAUAAAGGCUUUCCUCCAAGUUCUGAGCUACAGGCAAGAGUAAAUCACUAAUGAGUCUAGAGGAUGCUAAGAGGACAGCUUUAGACUGUCUGAAGUAAAUGGAACUUAAAUGGACUUUGGAGGAAAUGUUAAUUAUACUUUUCUAGCUUAAAUAACAUUAUAUGAAGACACAACAUUUAUGCAACACUGAUCUACGUUCAAUCACUUGAUGAGUAUUUCAUGUAUUGUUUCAUAAUAAAUGCUUAAUUCAAAUCCA